Messenger RNA from Bursaphelenchus xylophilus (pine wood nematode), 1168 nucleotides. The record is from the annotation of a GenBank genome assembly. NCBI's taxonomy places the organism in Eukaryota, Metazoa, Nematoda, Chromadorea, Rhabditida, Aphelenchoididae.
AUGGUUGGUCGGGUUUUCCUCUUCGCUCUGCUGGUCUUCGUCGCAUUCGGCGAAGAGGAGUGGUGUGGUGCGGAUUCGACGGGAGAUUUCGGCUUAGCGGUGACCAGAUGGUAUCUCAAGACGGGCUGCGGAGAGCAUUACCGUGGGUUCUAAUUGAAUUUUUUUGCUGUUGACGCGGAAUUUUCUAUUUGCACGGUGCAAAAAUUUUUUUGGCCAGUGCAGAUUUUUGUGUUGCACGGUGCAAAAUUUUUAUUUUUCUGCACAGUGCGUAAAUUUUUUUUGCGCAGUGCGGAAUUGUCUGCACGGUGCAAAAUUUGGGGGUUUUUUUGAAUGCACCGUGCAGAUUUUUUUGUCGAACUUUUCUGCACGGUGCAAAAAUUUUUUGAGGGUUUUUCGGAAAGCACCGUGAAUAUUUUUUGUGGCAUUUUCUGCACAGUGCAAAAUUUUUUCGGAUUUUUUUUUAAUGCACCGUGCAGAUUUUUUUGUUGCACGGUGCGGUUUGAGUUUUUUUUGCACAGUGCAUAGAACUUGCUUGCACAGUGCGAUAUGAUUUUUUUGCACGGUGCGUAAAAUUUGUCUGCACAGUGCAUUUUUUUCUGUUUACAUUUCCUAAGUCGCCGGACUGAAAUCAGCGACACGCACUGUGCGAAAACAAAAGCUUUCUUUGCACUGUGCAAUCUCUUGCUUUUUGCACCGUGCAAUACGCGUUUUUCGGCUGUCGCUCGCACCCUGACGUUUCUCGCACAGUGCAAACGCCAAAAAAUCAUUUCGGCGACUUUCCGGAAAGGAGUGCAUUUUUUUGCUGCACGGUGCGAUUUGAGUUUGCGCACAGUGCGAAAAAAGUUUCCCCCGUACAGACGGGAUUUUUACGAUUUGUGCAACUUGCUGUUCAUUUCAAUUUUACAAUUCCAUUUACAAAAUUUUAGGCUUGAUCAACACAUGCUGCAGAGGACACGACCUUUGCUACAGUAAAAAACGCGGCCGAUCCACCUGCGACUAUAAUUUCUUCACAUGCAUGCGUGUGGUUGCACGGGAUUGUCCGUACACGUUUGAGGUGAUCCGAAGCGCAGUGGAUCUAGCUGGACACGCGAAUUAUCCGGCUCGGUUCAGCCCUAAGAGGAGCUCGAAGAUCUUGAACAAGAGCGUUGAGGAUGGGAAUUUAUUGUAA